AUGCUUUAUCUGAAACCAUCUGAUAUACGAUAUAGUCAGGAUUCUAUUGGGUCUCAUUUCGGAAAAGGAACAAUUCAUUCUUAUAAACGUAUAGGAGAAACCCUUGAUGAUUUACUGCUGAAGAGAACAACAUUAGAUCAAAUUCCAACAAUAACCGUCUCUCAGCUCAAUGGAUUGACGUUUACAUCAGACAAUAGAAGGCUAUGGGUAUUCAAGAAACUAGAAGAACUUGGUGAAUGUGAGGAAAUUGAAGUACGUUUUGGAUAUAUACAGCCAUCCAAAUUCACAACAAACAGCUCUGGAAUCUCGAUCCGGGUUCGUGGAGAUCCUGGGGGAUGUGUUUGGAGAACUUGGAAUAGUGCCAGGAUGAGUGCGACGCCCUCUAGUAAUGAAGGGAAUGGCUCACUCAGAUACAGGUUAGACAUGUUGAGAAGAGAAGGAAUCCAAAGUAGAUACGAACAGCGAUACGAAGAAGCUUUAUUUUCAUUAGGUAACGCUCAGUUUGGUCCAUCUUCCAUGGUUGCUCAGACCCCUGUAAUUAAACUAACUCCUAAGGAUGUAGGGUUCUAUCAAAUGCGCAGUGUCUCGUAUGGACAAACUCUGGGUGAAAGAUUAGAUAAAUGCUUAUUAAAAACGUCAGCGAAUUUCUUGUGCUCUUUAGAUGUUUUUCAAAACAAUAGCCGUUAUUACACAAGUGAUUGUGACCGAUUAUGGCUCUCAAGAACUCUAGAAAAAUUCGGGAAAAAGGUGGAAAUAAAAGGCACUAUUAAAAGCAAACCAUCUGAUCCUGUUGUUGACUUAUCACUUUUAUCUUCAUUGAGUGAUUCAUUGAAAAUCUCUACACCUAUAGGAGGUGAGCACUGGAAGAAAAUAGAGAACAUAUUAGAUUUACCAACUUUAGAAAGGAAAAAGGUGUUGGUUUCUAAUAUAUAUUUCACUGUUCCGGCAAUAUCUGACGUAUAUGGAGAAGAUUCUAUUGCCAAAGUUCUUGUUCACAGUUUUGCGACGACAGAAAUUCCAAGGAGCAUGAGAGUUAUUGAACACAAUGGAAAUUUUUACGCCCUCGAUAACGAAAUAUUGUGGGUUUUGAAAGAAAUUGAGAAAAUUUUGGGCAGAUUGCAAGUUAUAGUUGAAGUAAAGAUGCAGAUGGACAGAGUCCUUCUCAGCAAUUUCACAUCUGAUAAAAUUGAAAAGGUUGAUAUAUCAGUAACAUCCGAUAGACAUACGAACGAGGAAAAUUUCAUCAUUCAAUAUAUAAAGAAUGUUUCUAUGUAAAUUAGCUGACUUUGGUUUCAUACUUUUUUCGUGAAACAUUUUUUUUUUCUUUUUUUUUUCGUGGUUGAGAGGGACCAUGAAAUUGAGGGAUGAACGUAAUACAAACUUUGCUUAUGAUAGAAUAGGACACAAAAACAGUCCACAAAUUUACAUACCAACAUUGUUUACCAAACCAGGAAAUCUGACACGUAUGAAAAUUUAAAAAAGUAU
Messenger RNA from Saccostrea echinata, 1485 nucleotides. RefSeq lists its product as uncharacterized. The transcript has a single exon. The record is from RefSeq and is a predicted model, not a curated record. The coding region runs from base 1 to 1275 and encodes 424 amino acids. NCBI's taxonomy places the organism in Eukaryota, Metazoa, Mollusca, Bivalvia, Ostreida, Ostreidae.